AUGAUUCUCGUAAUUAAUUGAUAUUCACAAUGAAACAAGAUUAAAUAAUUUCAAUUUUAUUAUCCUUAUGCACCAACCAGAUAAAGAUAAUGUCUACCUGUCUACCUCCUUGCCACAGCGUCAGUGGAUAGGCUUGCUAUGCAUAUUUGAUGUUCACGCUGGCGAGCUCCACCAUCGCGCCACCGGUUUUGUGCUGCAGCCACCCACAGCAUACUCAUCUUCUAAGUUGCUCGGACUCUCCAAAAAUGUUGUCGCACCCGUGUCGGAUCCUCCAAAAGUGCACUGCUUUUCAAGGAUCCGACACGCAAAUAGCUCAUCAGCAGCCCCUAUUUCAGAACGUCAAAUUUAGUCCAACAACCAACAAAUCCGUUCCAAAACCAGCAGGCUCGCUUGGUACUCCGAACAAACCAAUUUUGAAGAACCUGUCCGAAGAGAUUACCCAACUGUGCGAAUCCAAAUGCUUAUCGGAAGUUUUCAGUAUAUUUCAAGAAUACCUUAACAAUGACUUUUAUCACUCGUCUGAAAAAUCGGAGGCCUUAGGCCUACUCUUGAUUGCCUGUGGUAAACAAAAGGACGUAGAAACGGGUCGUAAAGUUCAUGAAAUGGUUAAUUCAUUGAACCGAUUAAAAGAUGAUGUUGUACUCCAUACGCGGCUCAUCACAAUGUACUCCGUGUGUGGGUAUCCUUCUGAUGCUCACUCCGCUUUCGAUGAUUUAGGAAGCAAAAAACUGUAUCAAUGGAAUGUUCUUAUGAGUGGGUACACAAAGAACGAGCUUUGGUUUGAUGUUAUUUGUUUGUUUACUGAGUUGAUGACUUCAACCAAUGAUAUGCCAGAUAAUUUUACGAUUCCAUGUGUUGUUAAAGCUUGUGGAGGGGUUCUUGAUGUGGGUCUAGGGGAAUCUGUUCAUGGGAUGGCAUUAAAGAUUGGUUUGGUUGACGAUGUCUUUGUAAGUAAUGCGUUAAUUUCCAUGUAUGGGAAGUUUGGUCUUGUUGAGGAAGCUACGACAGUCUUUGAGUAUAUGCCUGAGAGGAAUUUGGUUUCGUGGAACUCGAUGAUUUCUGGGUUCUCCGCGAAUGGAUAUGUUGAAGAAAGUUUUGAUCUUUUCAGGAGUAUAUUUACAGGGGAUGAAGUUCUUGUUCCAGACGCAACUACAGUGGUUAUUAUGCUGCCAAUAUGUGCAGAAGAAGAGGAAAUUGAAUUCGGGAAGAGUAUUCAUGGUUUAGCUGUAAAGGUAGGACUGGUUAAGGAGUUAACAGUGACUAAUUCUUUAGUGGAUAUGUAUUGCAAAGUUGGGUACUUUGCUGAUGCACAACUUCUGUUUGAGAAAAAUGAGAGGAAAAAUGUGGUUUCUUGGAACUCGAUUAUCGGGGGUUAUUCAGGAGACGGAGAUGCUGGAGGAACAUUUCAUCUUAUGAGAAGAAUGCAAAGUACCCGUGAGUAUGUGAAGGCGAAUGAGGUAACUCUAUUGAAUGUUUUGCCUGUUUGCCUAGAGGAGUCAGAGCAGUUGAUAGUGAAAGAACUUCAUUGCCACUCGCUUAGAAAUGGUCUUGAAUACCAUGAGUUGUUGAGGAAUGCUUUUAUAGCUGCCUAUGCGAAGUGUGGAUUGCUCAAAUAUGCUGAGCUUGUAUUCUAUGGAUUGGCGAAUAAGACAGUAAGCUCUUGGAAUGCACUGAUAAGUGGCUGUGCUCAGCAUGAGGAUUCAUCCAAGGCUUUGACUCUGUCCUCUGAAAUGAUGGAUUCUGGCUUGCUUCCUGACUGGUUCACUAUUGGUAGCCUUCUGGUUGCUUGUUCCCACUUAAAACUGCUACAUUGCGGUACACAAAUUCACGGUUUUGUACUUCGAAAUGGUCUAAAAGCAGAUAUGUCUACACGGGUUUCCCUAGUUUCAUUUUACAUGAAUUGUGGAAAACCAGCACUGGCACAACGUAUGUUUGACAGGACAGAAGAUAAAAAUGUGGUAUCCUGGAAUGUGAUGAUAGCUGGUUAUUUGCAGAAUGCACUACCAGAUAAAGCUGUAUGUCUGUUUCGUGAUAUGGUAUCUAGUAGAUUCCAACCUGAUGAAAUUUCUGUGACAAGUGUAUUAGGGGCUUGUUCAACAUUGUCUGCUGUCAGGCUGGGGAAAGAAGUUCAUUGCUUUGCACUAAAAACUAACCUUAUAGAGGAUGGUUUUGUCCAUUGCUCAAUCAUAGACAUGUAUGCAAAAUCUGGAUUCAUAGGAAUGUCCAAGUAUGUUUUCAACCAUAUUCCGCUCAAUGAUAUAUCAUCAUGGACAGCUAUGAUUACAGGAUAUGCAGUUCAUGGACUUGGAAUGGAGGCCAUCAAACUAUUUCAAGAAAUGCAAAAAUCAGGUUUCAACCCCUCCAGCCUGACAUAUGUCUCUAUUUUAAUGGCAUGUAACCAUGCCGGACUCAUUGAAGAAGGUCGACAGUAUAUUAGAGAGAUGCAGAUAUUGCAUGGUCUAAAACCUGAAUCGGAGCAUUAUGCAUGCGUUAUUGACAUGCUGGCUCGUGUUGGACAGUUUGAUGAUGCCUUAAAUCUCAUGGCUGAGAUGCCUAUGCAUCCAGAUAGUCAAAUUUGGUGUUCACUGCUCAAUUCAUGUAUAGUUCAUGCACAGUUAAAUCUUGGGAAGAAAUGUGCUAAGAAGUUACUAGAAUUAGAGCCAAAAAAAGCAGAAAUUUAUGUUUUAGUAUCCAAUUUUUUUGCCAGAUUUGAGGACUGGGAUUCUGUCGGACAAUUGAGGCAAAAGAUGAAGGAAUUAGGCUUGCAAAAAGAAAUUGGUUGCAGUCGGAUUGAAAUAGGAGGAAAAAACUAUAACUUUGCUGUUGGCAAUAUGCUUUCCAAGCCAUAAGAGCUCUAGUGAAGAUUGAUGUGACGAAACGGAAACAAGUAAAUGGGUUAGUACCUGAGAUGAUUGGUGCUUCAGCAUUUGAACGGAGAGGAUAAAAAUAAAAUUGAGUUAGCUGCACAAAACGGCUUAGAAUCUCUUUCGACUUGACCCAUGUUCUUCUUGUUGAUGACUCAAAAUAUUUCCUCAAGGAGAACAGGUCACAAAUUACCUCAAUGUGCUUUAAGUUAGUGCCCACAAUGAAUGUUAGGGAGAUUAUCACAAGGAUUGGAAUAACAGGCGGCAGUCACAUAUUUGAAGAUGGUUUCUAUGGAUAUACGAUGAGUCGAUUUGACCUGCUUUGUUACCCACCCUAAUUUUUCGGAUGAACAUAUCAGGUGAAAUCAUAUUACUUGUACUCUAGUUAGGCUUGUGAUGAUAUUCCAAGAGCCAAGAAUUCCAUGGUAGUCAUAUUCACUGUUCGCUCACGAUACUACCUGGUUAUUGGUCACCUAGGAGUAUUUAGUCUUGCAAAGUGGCCCUGGCUGAUUCAAACGAGAUUGCACGUGCCGCUUACUACUAGGGUCAGAGUGUAAGGUACCGAUGCUUUUGGCUACUAGACUCGACAUUGGGGUUUUUUCGCCUGCCUCACGUGGUAAUGAUUUAUCUGGCAUUACGAUCUUUACUACAACAACGUUGUCCCACAGAUCAAAGUUCUAUAUAAAUGAAUCGUCAUGUUAUUAAGAAAAGUUGCCCAUAACCUUGUAUAUAUUUGUUGUACAGAGAAAUCUGUCAUUUAUUUUAGGUGCUUGUCAUUCACAUGCUGGAGUCCCCUCCCUUGUUUGGUGCUUCUCAGCAUUCUAUUCUAUGUUGUUCAUAUAUGAAACUUUGUUUUAUAAGGUGUAAAGAGAAGCUUAAUAGUAGUAAAUAUGGAAGGAUAAGGAGUUGUUGUCAUUGUCAAUCUCAAGAGUUGUACAAUAUUACAGCCAAGUAUAAUGAGAGUUCUUUUCAACUUA
Molecule: messenger RNA, 3841 nt
Organism: Capsicum annuum
Lineage: Eukaryota; Viridiplantae; Streptophyta; Magnoliopsida; Solanales; Solanaceae
Product: pentatricopeptide repeat-containing protein At1g18485
Exons: 1
Coding region: 150-2849 (899 amino acids)
Biological process (GO): RNA modification
Molecular function (GO): protein binding; RNA binding
Source: RefSeq, a predicted model, not a curated record